Effrenium voratum is the source of this 822-nucleotide messenger RNA. The record is from the annotation of a GenBank genome assembly. NCBI's taxonomy places the organism in Eukaryota, Dinophyceae, Suessiales, Symbiodiniaceae.
AUGUGCGUCCUCAACGUGUUUUUGGUGGUGGUGCUGGAGUGCGCGAUGCAGACCUUCGAGGCCGACAGGGUGCAGAAGGUGAGCAACAAAGAGCUCGAGCGCGCCGCGCAGAUCGAGGAGCUGGCCAGGCAGUGUUACAACCUCGACGCUAGCGCCCGGGGCCGUUUGUCCGUGGACGUUUUGGCGCGGGCCUAUGAGGCCAAUGGAGCGCUGCGCGUGGCCAUGGACCGGCUGCAGCUGAGGCAGCCGGAGCUGGAGAUGCUGUGCCGGCAUUUGGACGAGGAGAAUCUGGGGGAAGUCUCUUACAAGGACUUGUGCCAACACAUUGCUGGCUUCGAUCGUGAUCCUCUCAUGACACAGUCACUGGUGCAGUAUUCAGUCCUCGACCUGCGGCGGCUGCUUUUGCAAGUCCUUGCCUCCCCGCGCGCCUGGGAGCCGAAUUGGACACCGAGCGCGGUGCCCCGGGAGCCCACGGCCGAAGCGCCGCGGGCGCAGGCGCCCGGGCACGGCAUGGGGCCCCCGCUGCGGCCGGCGGCGGCGCCCACGGCGAUGGGAAGGCUGGAGGAGCUGCAUGCGGAGUUGCAGCCGCUGCUGGGGAAGGCAGAAGCGCUGCUGUCGGAAGCGCUGGACUCGUAUCGCGUUGAUGUGGACGGCCCGGGCGGCGCUUUGCGCGGGGACCACAACGCCCGCUGCGCGAACCUCAGGGAGGCCUUCGCCCUGCAGCGGGUGCAGACGGAACGCCUGGAGGAGAUGCUCGGGGGCGUGGUGCACCGCCUGGCGCAGCGGUGCGGCGGAGCUGAGGGCCGCACCGAGUUCCUCUGA